AUGAACCGCGACUCCACCGGCCGCUUUCGCAUUAGCCCGUAUCGAUUCAUCAACGGACACGACGGUACCCAACGGCAUCAUGAAACUGACACACCUGGCCUACCCAACCACAGAUUUCAGAGCCAGGCUGCAUUCCCAAGCACGGAACGCUGGGGAUCUAUUCCAACAAGAGGAGCACCCCAUGUUACUCAGCAGGCCGCGGAUGCUAGUCGAAGGCGUCGACAUGAUGUCCCUCAGUCUCCGCCUCUGCCUCCUAGAAACCCUAAUCCCACCCCUCAGCCCCGUUUGGGCCCGUUUGACCACCCACUCCGACCACCACCCCAAUCACCUGCUCGACACCCAAACCAUCGCUCACCUCCUUUUGACCGGCCGCUCCGGCGACAGCUACCUAUUCCGGAUCCCUAUCAGCGCAAUGGCCUUCCGCCCUUUAGACAUUUUGAUCUAAACCCCCCUUUAACUCCAUUCGACCUAUCUAGCUCUGAUCCCUCCUUCUAUUCAUCAGAGGAAGAGGAUAGAGUCGCUCAGCGGCAGGAGGGCCUAAGACAGCGAGCAGCGUUUCUGGCGCAGCGCGAACGGAAUAUGACAGCUUGGGGUGAUGAGCUUUGCAGACAGCAUAGGGAGGUAAUUAGGCGGGAGAAGGAAGCGACUGUCAGGGAGCAGAAUCUGAAUAGGCGGGAAGAGCAUAUUCAGGCUAGGGAAGCGAUGCUGCCGAGGGCGAGGAGUAACGCGGUCCUUGGGCGGAUGGGGAUGGCGAUGGGAAGUUAGAGGACAGCUUCCUUAUGCCAUUGCAUCGCCAUAGGGAUGUGUAUAGACCUGCGUACGCUUCUGUACCACUGUAGGCUACCCAGGCGACGGUAUCCGCGAGUGUUAUAUUUUGUAGGUCGUAGCCAUACCAAACCAGAAGCCCCUACCAAGAACUCCCCGCGCGGUAUCAGGGGAUGAGGCUAGAACAUUCCAAAGCACUAUCUCUGAAUCACUUCUAUCGCUAUCUCGACUCACAUUC
Mytilinidion resinicola is the source of this 1003-nucleotide messenger RNA. RefSeq lists its product as uncharacterized. The coding region runs from base 1 to 765 and encodes 254 amino acids. The record is from RefSeq and is a predicted model, not a curated record. Lineage: Eukaryota; Fungi; Ascomycota; Dothideomycetes; Mytilinidiales; Mytilinidiaceae. The transcript has a single exon.